This is a messenger RNA of Coregonus clupeaformis (lake whitefish), 3378 nucleotides long. RefSeq names its product ras-related protein Rab-23. Lineage: Eukaryota; Metazoa; Chordata; Actinopteri; Salmoniformes; Salmonidae. The coding region runs from base 1431 to 2138 and encodes 235 amino acids. The transcript is spliced from 8 exons. Gene Ontology annotation, molecular function: GTP binding; GTPase activity. The record is from RefSeq and is a predicted model, not a curated record.
UCACUGUGUUCAUAACAGAUUGUAGUUUUGGGAACAGACAAAUGUAUUGAGAUAGAUGUUUAAUCGAUGAGACAAUUCGCAGGAUGUUGGCCCAGUUUCGUCCUCUACCACUACCCUCGACUUUCUAAACGGAUGCUUCAGCUUUAUAUGUGUUACCCCUUCUGUCUGUGACGCCGACUCUGUCUCUCAUGACAUUCUUCCAUCUCUAACCACAGAUCUAGGAUCAGAACACCCGUCCCGCAAACUCCGAGGUGGAUGGAAAAAUAUAACUAGGAAAACUGACCAUUGAUCAGUGUAUAGCGGGAGUAGCCACACAAUCUGUGAAGUAAUUUGUAAUUUAAUCACGACAUAACCUGGCCACAAACAGACAAGAUCAGCUAGGAGUAUGGUAUUUUACACGCGUUGUAUUUCAGAAACUGACCCAGGGACAGAAGAGAGUUGCAGUGAAUGGUGGAUCUUCUAGCUACCGGAAACUAAAAGCGUUUAUAGCAACCGGACUGCAGUUGUAGGUUGUCACUAGUAACCCAGCCACAAAGUAAAAAUGCAUGGAAACUAAAAUUCGCUUUUUGGUCUUCAUUUAAGGUUAGGGUUAUGUAUAAGGUUAGAAGUGUGGUUAAGGUUAGGGUUAGGUUUAAAAUCAGAUUUUAGGAAAAUCAAUUAUAGAAAAAGGCGGGGUUUAGCCAUAAUGACUUUGUGGCUGUGGUAGCUUGCAGUUUGUGGGAGAGCCAAGCAAACAGCUAGCAAGGCAACCAAAAUGUCUUGAUUUUAAAUCGUCGCUUUGUGAAAUAGAAUUAGACGACUUAUUACAUCUAUGAAAAGCUUUGAUAUUAAUUUCUUUUUUGUGUCAACGUCAUUAUAGUUUUCGCUAGUUAUUGUUGAAUGAUUUAUGACAUUGGCAAACGUUAAAGUGCUAAGUGCUAGUAGCAAGCCCAGCUAGGUGCUAUUUGUAGCUACGCGGAGGAGACGCGCUACCUAACGUUAGCUGAACGUGGAGGCCGGACAAUACAUCGUUCUUUAGUUUAGCGAGUUAGCGAGCUAGCUAGCUAAAUUAGCGUUUCAAAUUAUUACAACGAUUUACAUUGUUACUACGGUACAGUUUUCAUUAUAACUUGUUAUAUUUAUUUUGGGCCAGGGGAAAAAAACAGCCGUUAUUUCUCUUUCAUUGCGCAGCAAUUCUAUUUUGUAGUCCUGUUGCAGCAACUGAGGUAUAAUAAGAACGGUUGCAGCUGCAAGAGUCGCACAGUCAUGUAACUGUAAUGCCGAACCACCUGUAACUGGACACGGACAUUUAUAAGAUACCUUUUUCCCAGAAGUUGAGAACAAAGACCUUAUCGCCAAGAGCAGGAGGUGUCUAACUGAUCCAGUGCCAGCCCCCCUGAAGCAACACCAGACUGCCUGGAAGUGUUAGGAAAGCCCAGCAACAUACAGCCAUGUUAGAGGAGGACAUGGAAGUGGCCAUCAAGGUGGUGGUAGUGGGCAAUGGUGCGGUGGGGAAGUCCAGCAUGAUCCAGCGCUACUGCAAGGGCAUCUUCACCAAGGACUACAAGAAGACCAUUGGUGUGGACUUCCUGGAGAGGCAGAUACUAGUGAAUGAUGAAGACGUGAGAUUGAUGUUGUGGGACACCGCAGGGCAGGAAGAGUUUGACGCCAUCACCAAGGCCUACUACCGCGGUGCCCAGGCGUGUGUACUGGUCUUCUCCACCACCGACAGGGAGUCGUUUGAGGCGAUCAGCAGCUGGUGGGAGAAGGUGGAGAUAGAGGUGGGAGACAUCCCCACUGUCCUGGUGCAGAACAAGAUAGACCUUCUGGAUGACACGAUGAUCAAAAACGAGGAGGCAGAAGGUCUGGCCAAGAAGCUCAAGUUGAGGUUUUACCGAACCUCCGUAAAGGAGGACCUCAAUGUCAAUGAGGUUUUCAAAUACCUAGCAGAUAAGUAUCUGCAGCGACUCAAGCGGCAAACAGCAGAGGAACCUGAGGCAGUGCAUACAGCAGGCAAUAAAAUUGGCGUUUUCAACACCACAAGUAGUAACCUAUCUAGUCAGAACUCCAGCAAUGGCUGCGAAGUCAUCAGCUUGCGGCCUAACAAACAGAGGACCAAGAAGAGCAAAAACCUCUUCGGUAGCUGCAGUCUUCUUUAGAAUCAAUCCAUUCCCUGCAAUACUGUAAGUUUUGACUGCCAUAUGUGAGGGAAAGAGUCUCAAUUGAUGAAUGGUUGUGUAUUAUAGGGGUACAUUCUUUCACAGACCAAAGUCUGCAUAGGAUAUGGUAUGUUAUAUCAAGUUUGAGCUCAACCUAGAUCUAAUCUGCACCUGCACAUUUUGCCUAUCAUGACUUUGAGCAUCUUUACAGAUCCAGUCCAGCCUUUGAUUCUCAUAGAUAGAUAUGAGAUAUAAAGCACCAGAAUGGCGACAGUAACAAUAGUCCUCCUGGUGGCUGCAAUGGAUACGAAAACCUAACACAGACGCUAUGUUGUAGCAUGAAUGGAAUGCUUGAAGCAUAUCUUUUGGGAAAUUGUAGUUGGGCAUUGCAGGGUUUUCCCAUUUACACCCUUCAACAUGUUGUAGGGAAGGGUUCCAUUCUAGUUCACUAACAAGACAUAUUUGUAUGUUCAUAUGUGACUUUUGCAGCUUACCAUUUGUGCAUUUGACUGUUCAUCUGUGCAAUAUGUUUGUAUUGUAAGAGAUAUACAGAUUAUUUGGUACCAUCUUUUUCUAAAAUAUUAAUGGAAUAUGGUUGAAUAUAUGCUGUAUAUCAUGGAUAAAGACUUGGACAUAAUUGUUUAUUGUUUUCUGAAAGGUAUUUUUAUAUGAAUUUUAAGUGUUUAACCAAUGUUGGCAGACAAUGCGUUGCCUAAAACCUAACAUAGUGCCAAAUAGUUUCUAAACAUUUUAUUGUUGUAAGAAAUGUACAUAUUUUAAAGUGGAAGGUAGGCGUGAUUGGUAGUUGUAUGAGAAUAUUGAAUUACAACAAAGACUAAUAGAAUGUGCUCUUAUAUUACCAAAACAAUUUGAAAUUCACACAAUAGGCCCUCUACUUCAGUCACAAAAUUAUCAAAUGUACUAAUCUUAUAGAAUGGAUGAGCCAGUGAAGAGGGUUUUGUUACACAGAACAUACCAAUCAAUAUAUCCCUCUUUAUCUGGUUAGCACACACAGGUGUUUCAUGUGAUACUAGAAAUCACAAUUGUUUACAUGUUACAUAUUGCUGCAUUUAAAUCAUAUCUGUGCUAUAUUUGUUUCUACUGUGGUACAAUUGUAACAUCUUUAAUGUGCUCAUAUUUGUGAGUCUAAGAUGUAUAUUUGUUACAUUUAUACUGAACAAAAAUAUAAAUGCAACAUGCAAUAAUUUCAAUGAUUCUGAGUUACAGUUCAUAUAAGAAA